Molecule: messenger RNA, 4608 nt
Organism: Aedes aegypti (yellow fever mosquito)
Lineage: Eukaryota; Metazoa; Arthropoda; Insecta; Diptera; Culicidae
Gene: iPLA2-VIA
Product: 85/88 kDa calcium-independent phospholipase A2
Exons: 11
Coding region: 457-3162 (901 amino acids)
Biological process (GO): lipid metabolic process; positive regulation of ceramide biosynthetic process
Cellular component (GO): mitochondrion
Molecular function (GO): protein binding
Source: RefSeq, a predicted model, not a curated record
AGUCAUAACAAAAGUUGGUAACCCAGUCAGUCAGUCAGUCGAUCAGCGAGCAAAGAUUCUUGAGUGGAGCAAAAGAUUAGCAGAAAGUGUUUAGAAAGCAAGUUACAAAACUCUUAUCACCACUCAAAAGGUGCUCCAUUUCAGCCUCAUCCGGGAUAGAACACUUUCAUCUACGUUUGUGACCGUUUUCAACGCAAAAAACUAACAAACCGCGGCGAAAAAAUGUUGAACGUUGUUACUCGUCGAUUUUGAUAUCAAACAUUUAUUAAACUUUAAGACCAUACCACCGACAGCAAAAACUCACCCUUGCUCGCAUUUGCCAACAACACUACAACCCACCCAACAUUGAAUGCUCGCACACACCAUUCAUCAGCAACACAUUUUCAUCAACACUGUUCACACUUCACGAACUUAAUAUCGACUAACUAUUAAGCAAAAUCCAAAGUACAACCUCACAUGCAAAUGGCUUGGCUCGGUAUUGGCGCUUUGGCUUCCGGUUUAGUGCUGCAGCGGUUGCUGGGCGGCGACACCCCACCCAACAAGGUGCUCGAGGUGAAGAACGAGAACUACAUCAACCUGCAGGUGCUUCACCGGGACGAUGCGAUGCGGCUGUACGCCCCGAGCAACGGCGGCAACGACAAGAAGCCCAUGUACGAGAUCGUCCUGGAGAGGCCCCACUCGGAAACGGUGAACACGUCCUACAGCCUCUACCGAAGCGCAACGCAAGCCGAAGCCGAAGAAAAAUUCGAAGCCUUCCACCAAAGACUACCGGAGUUGGUCAAAAUGAUCCGUGAGUUGUACAAUAUCAACGGUCUCCAGAAGUUGUGCGACACCUUGAUCGAGCAUCCUUCCUGGUCGUUGGCCCACAUCAUCGCCCACUUCAAUCUCACCGAAUACAUUUCGAAUCCGAAAAUUAUAGAAUCAAUAGAUGACCCCGACCAUGCCGACCUUCUGACCCCUUUACAGAUCGCGACCAAAGCCGGCAACAUAGAAAUGGUCAAGGCGCUAAUACCGAUCAGCAAGAUCGAACACUUGGACAACAAUAGUAAUUCUGUGUUUCACUACGCCGCCAGUACCACCAAAGAGAUGAUCAACCUGCUAACGGCCAAAAGCACAGCCAAUUUGAACCACUGCAAUGCCGACGGUUAUACGCCGUUGCAUUUAGCGUGUUUGGCGGACAAGCCGGAUUGUGUAAAGGCUCUUCUGCUGGCAGGAGCCGAUACCAAUAAGAUGGCCCGAUGUGCGAGUAACGCCUACAAUAAGACGAUGAUUUCAAGCAAUGUCGCGGACUUUCUGGUGAGUAAUCCGAACAAGCUGUUCACGCAGGACAUGAAGCACGGCGGGACGCCGCUGCACUGGAGCUCCAGCCGGGAAGUGCUGAACUCGCUGAUCGAACGGGGCUGCGACGUCAAUCUGGUCAACUUCAACGGGCAGACGCCGCUGCAUGUGAUGGUCAGUCGCGAUCGGCUCGAGUGCGUGGUCGCUCUGCUGGCCCACGAGGCGGAAAUCGACGUGGUGGACAACAGUGGCAACACCCCGCUGCACAUCGCCGUCGAGAAGAAGCUCAUCCCAAUCGUGCAGUGUCUGGUCGUGUUCGGUGCGGACAUCAACAAGCCGAACAAGGAGGGCAAGACGCCUCGACAUCUGGUCGGCAAAGAUGAUUCCGGCUCCAAAGAUGCCAUGAUUCUGUACAUUCUGCACUCGGUUGGCGCCAAGCGAUGCCAGGAUAAUGGCGGCAGCAAGUGCCCUCCCGGAUGUUCAGCCAAGGGCAACUACAACGGGAUUCCGCCGGCGCAACCGGAAACGAGCGAGCAGCGUGAGCAUAUCCAGCAUAUGCUGGCCAGUACGAGUCGAUCCCAGCGAAAUAGCAUUCCCAGUUUGAUAUCCAACACAAUCAAAACGGUUCGGGAGGAGCGCGAGGCGCUGCGGGAGAUCAAGGAGGAGGUGAAAACGGUGGAUGUUUCCCAGGAACGCAAAGGGGCAAGCAUGAUGGAUGCUCUGUUAUCCAUGUUCACCAAUAAAGUAGAAGCGGCUUCCAAGGAUAGUGUUCCGGGAUCGUCGAAGGGCUCUCCAACAGGAAAGAAUUCGAUUGACAUAGGUGAUGAACCGAUGCUGGAAGAACCCACCGUUCACGAAUCGACAUGCCCUGCUCCGGACUCGGGUGAAUGGCAUGGUCGUGGUCGCUUGCUGUGCCUCGAUGGCGGAGGCAUCCGUGGUCUCGUAUUGGCCCAAAUGCUGCUAGAAAUUGAAAAUCUUGCACAAACGCCAAUAAAUCACCUGUUUGAUUGGAUCGCUGGAACAAGCACUGGUGGAAUUUUGGCACUUGCCCUGGGUUGCGGUAAGACCAUGAAGCAAUGCAUGUGUCUGUAUCUUCGCAUGAAAGAUCAGGCUUUCGUCGGUUCUCGUCCGUAUCCAAGUGAUCUGCUAGAAUCCGUUCUCAAAGAACAGUUGGGAGAGUUCACUGUAAUGUCCGACAUCAAGCACCCAAAGCUCAUGGUGACUGGAGUGAUGGCCGACCGGAAACCGGUAGACUUGCAUCUUUUCCGGAACUAUAAAUGCGCUAGCGAUAUCCUUGGAAUUGCCACGCCGUCUAACAGCCGAAGACAGCCACCGCCGCCUCCGGAAGAUCAGCUCGUAUGGCGCGCAGGACGCGCAACGGGAGCAGCUCCUUCCUAUUUCAGAGCUUUUGGCCGGUUUCUGGAUGGUGGUCUGAUAGCGAACAAUCCCACCCUGGAUGCGAUGACCGAGAUUCACGAGUACAACAUGGCCCUCAGAAGCAUCGGACGGGAAGCGGAAGCAACGCCUAUUUCCAUCGUGGUAUCUCUUGGUACAGGACUGAUUCCGGUUACAGAGCUGAAAGAAAUCGAUGUGUUCAGGCCGGAUAGCAUAUGGGACACCGCAAAGCUGGCCUACGGUAUCUCUGCUAUUGGAAAUCUCCUGGUUGACCAGGCGACGGCUUCCGACGGACGAGUGGUGGAUCGUGCCCGUGCCUGGUGCAGCAUGAUCGGGGUCCUGUACUAUCGCUUCAACCCUCAAAUGUCCGUCGACAUUGCCAUGGACGAGAAAAUUGAUGAGCCGUUGAUCAACAUGCUAUGGGAGGUCAAGGCGUACAUGUACGCCAACCGGCGGAAGGUCAUCGAAAUGAUCAACAAUCUCAAGUGAGGCUGCCAUUCGUAGUCGUAGGGCAGCGAUCAGAGACGUGGUACGUGAACUGGUAGGUAGAUUCUUCUUAGUUUCGUGUUUUUUUGUCUUUAUCUCAUUCCCAUAACCAAUGGAUGAGGAACAAAUGGAGCAAAUCACUACUCUCAGCGACAAUACAAUACAUACCGGAAACCAGUAGCAUGAGUACUACGGAUUUGUAGCGAAAUAAAGUCAGAAGUAAACGUAAGCAGUAAAGGACAACAGGAAUAAUAUUUUUACAGUUUAUAAAAAAAAUCGUAGAACAACCGGUUGUAGUUAUUUCUAACAGUGGGAGUUCGACUUUUUCCGACAGAACAGAAAAUUCCGACUAGUUCAUUAGUGGCAGUACAACGAUAGAUUAAAUUUACGGAGAAAUAGAAGAAACCCAACGGCUUCAUCCAUUUACACAGAGUAUGAGUCGAAAAAAAAGAUAGACAAUUCGCGUGAAAUCGAACUGAACGUUUGGGCUUGUGUAUAUGUCUCAUCACAAGAACCGAUUUACUGUUUUUGACCGUUUUGCUUCGUGAUUUUCCGCGUGAAGCUUAUUAUUGUUAUAGAUGUGUCUUUGACUCAAAAGAAAUGUAUUAGGAUAUGUGAAACGAAUUCGAUCGGUAAUUGGCAGAGACCUCAACAAAAUGCUUCCCAUUUCCAAGAAGGGUGUGUACAUGCCUCACUUGGCCUGGCGCCAUGUCGCUUAUCGACUGUCCCCAGAACGCCAAACAGGGCAGCAUCCCUUCACGAACAUGUCUGUAUGUGUGAUUUUUACUACGUACAUAGUAUCGCUAAUGGUCACCUUCCCAGUGAAUGACGAGAGGGUCCGUUCCUUUACGAAACUCAAACCACCAAAAACCAAACUAGCUCUAGCACACGUCUGCUUAUUGACAAAAUUCCUUAUUUUUCCUUACCCUUGUCUCUCUUUCGCGAAAAUAAUUCGACAGAAUAUUUAUGCACUGCAUUUUGAAAAAUCACUUCAAAAUUUAUCGAAAAAGUUCGAUUCGCUUAGCGACUUCCUCACAACGCAACUUUUUUCUAUAGGUACAAGAAUGGUUUAAACAUUAUGGUACGCCUCAAAGGCAAAAAUUAGGUAUACUUAAGAAUCACCCUUAGCUAUGAUUUACGAUAACAGCCGCACUUGUGGUGUAAGGAAAAUAUUAACUAUUUAUUCAAGUAUCAUUAGCCUUCCCAACAUUUAUUCCUAUCAUCGACUUAGAUAACUGCAAGGAUUUCAAGCUUAAUUUCAUACCCACCCCCUUCCGAAACACACGACUGUUUCAAUAGUUUGACCCACCUUCAGAAGUCUAUACAGCAAACAUAUUGUUUUUCACGAUAUUCCACUUGAAAGGAUUUGUACAAUUGAGGAAAUAAUACAUAUGAAAUCAAUAGUAAGAUAACAGGAUGUUACAAAUAAAUUGUUUUUCGGGAAAUAUA